CUGGAUGUUGGUACAUCUUAUGGGUCAAGUAUAAUGCUAUUUGCUAUGCUUUUAGCAGCACCACACUCGAAGCCAGUGGAUCAAUCAUAAUGGGGUCACCGUAACUAGUGCAUCUUCAUAAAAGGGUUACCCCUACAUGGCUAUGAACAGUUGCAAGCUAUGGAUAGGACUCCAAAGCAGUGGAACAACAGCACAAGAAGAUGGGCUUUUACGGCGGCUGCAGGUGGCUGGUGUGGAGCGUGCCUGUUUGCACUGGCACACUUCGCCCCACGCGCCAGCAACGCCGUGCGUGGGUUACUCCUACUGUACUUCCAACCCAUGUUACCGACGACCUUUGCACUAUGGCUCUGGGGUCACAACGUACAGCGGUUCCAUACUCUGAACAUUGAGUAUGAUGUAUGUUUCAGCGCGAAGGACAGGAAACACCUCCUACCCCACUCAGAGCUGUAUCGGAUCGCGCUAGUCCUCACCACCUUCUGCCUCACCUGCGCUGCUGUGUACGCGGGACUGGGAGCAGCAGGUGCUAUCGGCCUUGCGGACUAUGCUCCGCUGACCAUGUACUUCGGCGCUGCCAUGCUGCUGGUGGCUCCGCUGGACGUCCUAGCAAAGCCGGCGCGGCUGUUCUUCGGCCAGACGGCGCAGCGUGCGCUGCUGCCGGUGCAGGAGGUGUCCUGGGCGGACUUCCUGCUAGCCGACAUCAUGACCUCUCUCAGCAAGAGCAGCGGGGACCUGGCCAAGGCAGCGGCGGCGCUGAUGGCAGGACCCGGGCUUCACACCUUAGCCGUGCAAGGCGGCCCCGGCAGCCCCUCGCUCGCCGUCGACCCGCUCGCGCUGCCUGUACUGCUGGCCCUGUGCCUGCCGUACAUAAUACGCUUCGUACAGUGCCUCAUCGUGCAUCGUACGACCGGUAACCGCGCGCAGCUGCUGAACGCGCUCAAGUACGCAACCGCCUUUCCGGCGCUGGUGCUGACGGCUAUCGAGCACGAGCACCACAUAGCAGGGCGGCGGUACCCGCUGUACGGCUGGUGGCUUGCGGCCAUGGGCCUUAACUCGCUAUACUCGUUCUACUGGGAUGUGGAGAUGGAUUGGGACAUGCCGUGGCUGGCGCAGCCAGGCGGGCAGCUCGUCCUGGGAGUAUUCCGGCUGCCCAGCUUGAAACCGGAUGCGCUCUACCGCCGCAGCUGGUACGUGUGGGCGGUGCUGUCCAACCUGCUGCUGCGGCUGACGUGGACGCACCGCCUCAUGGGCAACCUGGAGUCGCACAACGCCGUGGCGCUGGUGAUAGCGCUGCUGGAGGUGUUUCGGAGGUACCAGUGGACGUACGUGCGUGUAGAAACUGAGAUACGCAAGAUCCGGCUCAAAGAGGCUCACGAGCACCCGGUGGAUGCUCCAUCCCACCAUGAGGUCAACAUGUGAGGGGUUGCUGAGGUGGCAGCUGUGGGUUGGAGCUGCGGCGGCGUUGGCGAGCUGGGGCCUCAGGCGCGUGCGGUACUGUGUUAGAAUUACUGGCCGCGACGCGAAACGUACUGUGAUGCUGUGUAUGAGUGAUGACUGAUGAGGGUUAUAUAGGGUGAUGGGAG
This is a messenger RNA of Astrephomene gubernaculifera, 1580 nucleotides long. The record is from the annotation of a GenBank genome assembly. Lineage: Eukaryota; Viridiplantae; Chlorophyta; Chlorophyceae; Chlamydomonadales; Astrephomenaceae.